Molecule: messenger RNA, 3636 nt
Organism: Seriola aureovittata
Lineage: Eukaryota; Metazoa; Chordata; Actinopteri; Carangiformes; Carangidae
Product: CD166 antigen homolog A-like
Exons: 16
Coding region: 236-1936 (566 amino acids)
Biological process (GO): cell adhesion
Cellular component (GO): plasma membrane
Source: RefSeq, a predicted model, not a curated record
GCAAUUACCUGUUCCACCAGAACUGAUGUGAGCGCGAGUUGUCGAGCACAUGCCACGUUGGGAGAAGGGCCAAAGCUGAACUGAACUGAACUGAACUGAACUACCUUUCUUGGCUCGUGAGGACCGUUUGCAUUUAAUCCACCUCUUUAAAAAAAAAAAAAAAAAAACUCCAGGUGGGUUUAAACAAACCUCUAAAACACACACAACCGACCGAGGACCUGAGAGACUGGCAAGGAUGCACUUGUUGUCCGCCUGCUGCGUGUGCGCCCUCCUCAUCACCACGCUCCUCAGUCGAGUCAGCGGUUUGGACACCGUUAUCGGCAUGUACGGGGAAACACUCGAGAUCCCAUGCAACAUAAAAGCAGACGACGCCAUCAUCACUAAAUGGAAAUAUGACAAAGGAGAAGGUCUUCCAGGAGACCUGCUGGUCAAGCAGACAAACCAGAAUGCCGUAAUCACAGCCACUGAUGAAUACAAGGACCGUGUGAGCAUGGCCGAGAACUCCAGCCUGCUGCUUUCUGCAGCCAGGCUGACUGACCAGCGGACUUUCACCUGCAUGGUGGUGGCUAGUGCAGACAUCACAGAAUACCCAGUUAAUGUGGUGAUCUACAAGAUGCCAGAAGGCCUGGAGAUUUCUGACAAAGCGGAAGAACUAGAGAUUGGCAAACUUACUAAGCUAGGAACAUGUGUUGCACAGGAUGCCAAUCCAGCUGCAAACAUCACGUGGUUAAAGAACAAUAAACCUCUGGUGGCUGAUGGGAAAGGGAUUUCCAUCCAAGCCUCUGUGCUGGUAGACCCUGUUACUGGCCUCUCAACCACUUCCUCCAUACUGGAGUACUCGGCCGAGAAGGAAGACACGAACGCUCAGUUCACCUGCAGCACUCAGCACACUGGGGGCGCAGAGCUGGUUUCCUCUCCAGCGACCUUCACCAUCACAUACUCCACAGAAAACAUUGUCCUUCAGGUCAUUGCUCAGGACCCCCUCGUAGAAGGAGACAAUGUGACUCUGAAGUGCGUUGCAGAUGGUAACCCAGCUCCUACCAGCUUUAACUUCCACCUUAAGGAAGAAAUGGUGAAAGUGGAAAAUGCAGACACUUACACCAUCAUGAAUGUUUCACGUGACGCCAGUGGUGAAUACAAAUGCUCCCUCAUUGACAACCCCAUGUUGGAAGCAUCUGAGGACAUCACAGUAAACUACUUAGACAUCAAUUUAAGCCCCUCUGGGAACAUCGUGAAGAGAGCUGGUGAGGCCUUAAAUCUAACUCUCCGGAUUGAUGCUUCCGGAGAACCAAAGGUCUCCUGGACAAAGGACAAUGUUAAAAUGGAUAAAGAGCCUAAGUUUAAAACGCUGAGUUACUCGGACUCCGGUCGGUACGAGUGCGAGGUGGCAAUGGGGCUCCUCAGCCGAAAAGCUUCUGUUGAGCUGCUUGUUGAAGGUGCUCCAGUCAUCAAACAGCUGUUCAAACGCCGCGGUGAAGAUGGCCAACAUAAAGUCUUGAUUUGUGAGGCUGAAGGUUCCCCAAAGCCAGCUGUUACCUGGAGCAUCAAUGGCACCUCGCCUGAUGAGAGUCCCUUCGUCAAUGGAAAGAUCACACACAAGAUCACAGUUGUGCCUUCUGCAAAUCUAACUGUCUCUUGUACAGUGACCAAUGAGUUUGGCAUGGACACCAGAGCUAUAAACGUGUCAUCCUUAUUUGUGGAGGUGAGAAUGGAUAAACAAGACCAGUCGGAGGAUAGUGACCAAACCAAGUUGGUAGUUGGAGUUGUGGUCGGUCUCCUCAUCGCCACUAUGAUUAUAGGCCUGGCAUACUGGGUCUACAUGAAGAAGUCCAAGCAAGGCAGCUGGAAGACCGGUGAAAAGGAGAACGGGUCUUCUGAGGAGGAGAAAAAACUGGAGGAGAAAGUGGAGGAGAACAGCCAAAAAGCUGAGGUGUAAAGAAACGGCAAACAUCCUUUGGGAAUGUGAAAGUGAGAACAUGGAACUUUUGCACAUUUCUCUCCACCUCUGUCUUUGGGAAAAAAAAAAAAAAAAAAAAAAGCGUGUACAUUGGGAUGAAGAUGGUUUGGAUGGAUUUGGUUUCAGGGAGAAUUUUACUAAACAGCAUAUCCAAACACCCCCCGAGCCCCUCGACCUCUCACCCCGCCAUUCCUAAAAAAAAAAAAGAAGAAAAAAAAAAAAAGAAAUGAAUGGAUACUGUAUGUGAUAUACAUAACUCUUCUGCACUACUGAUACAUGUGUAAACUUGUCUACUAUUAGGGUUCAUGUUAGUUAGAAUGCAUUUUGGGAAACUGAGAAAAUUCAAGUCUUUUUGGUUUUGUUAGUUGACGCAGGUAAAAUUACUACUAGACCAGUUUGCCUUCGCUGUUAAGGAUGUGUAGGCCUGCAUUAGUCUAUCUUUGACUCGAGGGACAUCAUCACCAUCACGUCUUAGUUUCACAGUCAUCACAGUCAAACAACCUCUGCCUUCAAUAUGGGUGUGCUAAAUCUGUUCAUACCUGAAUUUUUGUUUCAGUUUGUUCGUUCAGCCAUGAAUAAAAUAUUGAAAUCGAGAUGAAAUUCCUAAAAGGGCUAAGGGUAUAUUGUAAUACUCGGUAUUAGUUAUAGAUGGAAAUAUGAUUACAUGUUGCAUUGCAGGAAAUAGGUGAUGUGAGUUUCUUUGGUGUUACAUGCUUUUCUUGUUCUUUGAUCGUGUGUACCUCCUGGAGAGAAAAAAUUAAAUUUUUUUGCUCUCUCUCUCUUUUUUUGAAAAAAAAUGUACUGUACAUUCAACAUAACCACUGUAUUUCACAAGCACGUAGAUUAUUGAGAGAAUGUAUGUGCAUAAUUCAACUCAUUUUACUGGCUUUAGUUUGGCUGCACAGAUUGUUUUACGUAAACCUGUUUUCAUGCUUUUCCCCAAGAGAAUGUGUUUGAGCCUGUAGUAAUGAAAGGAUACUUUAGUUUACCUGUCAGGGGUUGUAAUUGAAUUCUCAAUUUGUGCUCCAUCAGAGUUGAGGUAUGCUUGUUUAUCAUCUAGCCAUGGCAGAAUUUUGUAAUCGAGGACACAGAGUGGACAGGACGUUUGUCUGAAAGUAGUCGUUAUGAUAUGUUUGCCUUCUAUUGCAAAUCUACCUGUAAUUGCUUCAGUUUGUGAUGUGCACUAGGGUUCUUUUUUUUUUUCAUGUCAAAUUUGUGUAGAAUACGACGGAAUACACGCAGCUGUACAUGUCACAAUUUUGGUCUUUUAUGAGCAUUUCCUGAAUCUGAAAAUGUAUCAAGACCAGGAUGUAAUUGUGAAAUAUGUGGUUUUAAUUUUCUUUUUGCUAUUUAUAUUGAACAAGAAUAAAUGUCCUGGUAGGCAAAUUCAAUAAUUGACACAGAAUUCACAUCUUGGAUUUAAACCAUAGAUAAAUUGCUUGCAGACUUUACAAAAAUGUAAUUAAGUUCUGAGUCAUCAGUGGGUUGUUCAGCGUCUGGUUGAAUAAUAGAUUCAGCAUGUUGUAAUCUCAGACCUCCAAGCUGCUGUCUACCUUAUGUAAAACCAUCAAAUUGGAAGAAUGACCAAAGAAAGUGAACGUUGCCAUGCAAGUAUUGUAAAUAUCUGAUGUUUGUUUUUGUACUUUUGUUUAAAAUAAAGUGUACAUUUGGAAAAGUUA